Messenger RNA from Eimeria mitis, 3327 nucleotides. RefSeq lists its product as uncharacterized. Bases 1 to 3327 code for a protein of 1108 amino acids. The transcript is spliced from 8 exons. Lineage: Eukaryota; Apicomplexa; Conoidasida; Eucoccidiorida; Eimeriidae. The record is from RefSeq and is a predicted model, not a curated record.
AUGGGAUCUCUUGUUGCUGCUGCUGCUGCUGCAGCAGCAGCAGCAGCAGACACAGAAUGCACGGAGACAGUCAUUGCUCACUUUAGGCGCAUCCGCUACCUCUACACAGAAUGCACGGAGACAGUCAUUGCUCACUUUAGGCGCAUCCGCUACCUCUUCCGCAGCAGCAGCUGCUGCAGCAGCAGCAACAGCAGCAGCAGCAGCAGCAGCAGCAGCAGCAGCAGCGGUUUGCUGCAGCUCUUCGAGGAAUGCCGCCGGGAGCAUUCGCUGCUGUUUGACUCUGCCUCGCUCAACAGCAGCAGCAGCAGCAGCAGCAGCAGCAGCAGCAGCAGCAGCAGGAUGAAGCAGUGGGUCUGUCUACCUGCAAUAUGCUGUCUUGCUUCAACUCUCAGCAGCAGAGUAACAGAGCCUGCUGCUGCUGCUGCUGCUGCUGCGUCUCAGCAGCAGCAGCAGCAGCAGCAACAGCAGCAGAAGCAGCAGCAGCAGCCAGGCAGAGAAGCGGUGAUGUCUCCGGUUGUCUCGCUGCCGCUGCUGUCGCUUGAAGCAGCAGAGACACCGCAGCAACACGAACAGCAGCAGCAGCAGCAGCAGCAGGAACAGCAGCAGGAACAGCAGCAGCAGCAGCAGCAGCAGCAGCAGCAGCAGAAGGGUUAUGUUGUUUGCAUUCGGGCCGACGAUGAUCUGCUGCGCAGCAAAGUAACAGAACCGGCUGCUGUUGCUGCUGCUGCUGCUGCUGCUGAGACGCAGCAGCAGCAGCAGCAGCAGAAGCAGCAGCAGCAGCAGCAGCCAGGGAGAGAAGCGGUGAUGUCUCCGGUUGUCUCGCUGCCGCUGCUGUCGCUUGAAGCAGCAGAGACACCGCAGCAACACGAACAGCAGCAGCAGCAGCAGCAGCAGGAACAGCAGCAGGAACAGCAGCAGCAGCAGCAGCAGCAGCAGCAGCAGCAGAAGGGUUAUGUUGUUUGCAUUCGGGCCGACGAUGAUCUGCUGCGGUGGGGCGUCAGCUUUGCUGCUGCUGUUUCUGCUCUCUUCCAGCAGCAGCAGCAGCAGCAGCAGCAGCAGGAGCAGCAGGAGCAGCAGGAGCAGCGUGCAGCAGCAGUUGCUGCAGUUGUUCCUCCUUCUGCUUCUUCUGCUGCUGCUGCAGCAGCAGCGCAUGCAUACAACAUAGAAGAGUUGUUUAUAUCUCCUUUUCGUUUUAUUGUUUCUCUGCAGCUGCAGGGUGCUGCUGCUCUUGCUGCUGUUUCCUGCUGCAGCAUGAGUUUCCCGCUGCUGCUGCUGCGGCAGCUGCACUCGCCGCUGCUGCUGCUGCAGCGCGAGCUGCUGGCACACUACACUGCUUUGCUGCUGCUGCAGACGCCGCAUAUACUUGCUUCUGCUGCUGUUCUAGGCAGCCUGAGGGCUUCGCUGCAGCACGUUGCUGCUGCUGCUCGUGAGGUGUAUGUACACCCCACGGCAAGAGGUGCUGCUGCUGCUGCUGCUCAUGCUGCUGCUGCUGCUCUCGUUCCACUUGGCUCAUUUGCUUCUUCUCUGCGGCAGCUUCUCCCUACAUUCCCGCUGCGUGAGUUGCUGCAGCAGCAGCAGCAGCAGCAGCGGCACUCGCAGCAGCAGCAGCACCACGCGCAGCUGCAGCAGCAGCAGCAGCAGCAGCAGCAGCAGAUCAUAACAACUGCAGCAAAGGCUCUUGUUGGUGCUGCUGCUCUUCCCCUGCAUGCGCUUCUUGCUGCUGUCUCUACCUUCUCAGCUGCCUGUACACCGCAGCUGCAGGACGGCCUGGAGAUGCAGCAGCACCGCCUGGGUUGCUGCGCAUGCGCGGCAGCAGCAGCGCAUGCAUACAACAUAGAAGAGUUGUUUAUAUCUCCUUUUCGUUUUAUUAUUUCUCUGCAGCUGCAGGGUGCUGCUGCUCUUGCUGCUGUCUCCUGCUGCAGCAUGAGUUUCCCGCUGCUGCUGCUGCGGCAGCUGCACUCUCCGCUGCUGCUGCUGCAGCGCGAGCUGCUGGCACACUACACUGCUUUGCUGCUGCUGCAGACGCCGCACAUACUUGCUUCUGCUGCUGUUCUAGGCAGCCUGAGGGCUUCGCUGCAGCACGUUGCUGCUGCUGCUCGUGAGCAGCAGCAGCACGCGCAGCUGCAGCAGCAGCAGCAGCAGCAGCAGCAGCAGCAGAUCAUCACAACUGCAGCAAAGGCUCUCGUUGGUGCUGCUGCUCUCCCCCUGCAUGCGCUUCUUGCUGCUGUCUCUACCUUCUCAGCUGCAUGUACACCGCAGCUGCAGGACGGCCUGGAGAUGCAGCAGCACCGCCUGGGUUGCUGCGCAUGCGCGGCGCUGCUGCAGCGCCUGCAGCAGCAGCAGCAGCAGCAGCAGCAGCAGCAGCAACUGCUGCAACAAACUGCCCUAGCUGCGAGAGAUAUGCUGCAGCCAGACCGCAUCGAAGCGCUGCUGCAGCAGCAGCUGCAACGAGACCUGCUGCUCCCUUGCUUCAGCAGCAGCAGCAGCAGCAGCAGCAGCAGCAGCAGCAGCAGCUACAGCACCGAGCAACGAAUCAUGCUGCUGCAAAAUGCCCUCAGCAGCAGCAGCAGCAGAAGCAGCAGCAGCAGCAGCAGCAGCAGCAGCAGAAUUAGUGUUUGUCUGCCAGCAGCAAUUGAUUUGUCUCUUGGCUAUUGGGAUAGCCGUUGCUGGUUGCUGCUGCUGCAGCACAGCAGCAGCAGCAACUGCAGCAGCAGCAGCAGCAGCAGCAGCAGCAAUGCCGACGAUGAGCAGCAGCAGCAGCUAAACUGGCGGCUCCACGCAGCAGCAGUUGGGAUGACUGUAUCUGAGCUGCUGCUGGCGUACAUAUGCCCCCCCUCAAUAUGUGGUGCUGUGCUUCCUGAGGAUGGAUCUUUUGCUGCUGCUGAAGCAGCAGCAGCAGCAGCAGCAGCAGCAGCAGCAACUGGAUCGAAGCUUGGCAGCAGCAACAGCAUCAGGCAGGCUACGCUGCAGCAGCAGCAGCAGCAGCAGCAGCAGCAGCCGCUGGUGCUUAAGAUGGAUAGAUUCCCUUUGGCAGAUGUUUCGCUUGCUGCUGCUGCUGCUGCUGCCUACUGCUUCAGCAGCAGCAGCAGCAGCAGCAGCAGCAGCAGACGCGUCAUGAUGCCGCCACCUGAAGCCCAAGCUGCUGCAGCAGCAGCAGCAGCACUGCAGCAGCAGCAGCAGCAGCAGCAGCACUGCGGUGCCUAUUCUCUUAUAUCUGUCGAAGCUGCUGGCGCUGAUUCGCGGCUUUGGGUGUUUACAGCGGAUGCUGAGAGGCUGCAGGAGAUGUUGUUAGUAUACAGAAGCUGCACCACAAACCCUAAACCCUAA